Molecule: messenger RNA, 12893 nt
Organism: Symsagittifera roscoffensis
Lineage: Eukaryota; Metazoa; Xenacoelomorpha; Acoela; Convolutidae
Product: muscle M-line assembly protein unc-89-like
Exons: 57
Coding region: 291-12680 (4129 amino acids)
Biological process (GO): synapse organization; homophilic cell-cell adhesion
Cellular component (GO): plasma membrane; axon; neuronal cell body
Molecular function (GO): axon guidance receptor activity; protein binding
Source: RefSeq, a predicted model, not a curated record
GUAGUCUGAUUUAACUUGAAAGUGAAACUUCAAAACUUGCGUAUAAAAUGCGCUAAAUUACUUUACAUUAAAGUGACAUUAAAUUUGGUUCUAAAAAAGUUGUAACGUAUUGUUGGAUUUAAUGUUUACCUUUUCGGUCUAACACUCGAAUCCAGAAUCUGCUUAUCGAUCAUCAUCUGAAAACUAUUCUGCGAACCCCGGUACUCACUUAAGAAUCAAAUCACUUGCCACUUUAUCUCAGAGAAUCAAUUCUGAAUAUCCAUUUAAACUAGUUAUAAGAUAGGAAGAAAAUGGAAGUUCGGACGCCAUUAAUUGGCCCUGGUAUUCCGUUUUCAAAGCAACCGUCAAUAAAGUUUUCUCCGGAUGUGGAAUUCGUUUCUGAUUUCGGCACCGAUGAAAAUUCGGGACAGGUGAAACCAAAGAGUGAGAGUCAGUCGGCUGAAGACGUUCUGAACCAGUCGUCGAAUCUGAAUAGGUCAGACUCCACUGAGAAGAUGAUGGGAUCCCUUUCUGUGGACCUGUCGGGAUCCGUCCUCGUGCUUGAUGACACAAUGGGAUCUGCACAGAGCCUCACUCCGACACCGACGCUGCUGCGAUGUGAUUCCACUCCAACCCAGCAUAGAGCAAGCGAAGUGGAAUCCAUGCUGAGGCAAAAUCUGGCCAAUCUGAUAGGAGCCGAAGACUACUCGGGCUGUGCCAUUGUGACAAUACCAAACCGGGUGACGAAGCAAGAGUUGUCGACCAAUCAGAAUUCACUUCUGGAAACACUGAUGUAUUUCAGCUCCAUUUCCAAGCCUGAGGGCAAGUCGAAAGGUUUCACUGUAAUCGUAGACACUCGCGGGACCUUCGGGAAAGCUGUGAAACCCUUCGCCCGAUUCUUUGCCGCUCUUCCCGACUGGUUCAUGACAAAGCAACUAGUGUUUGUGAAGGCAGAUGACUUCUUGGAGAAGAAGAUAGCCAACCUCAGAAUUAAAACGAAGAAGAACCGCGAAAUGCCUGUGCAAACUGUGUCUGCGAAGAAGCUGGACAAGAUUGCAGACAAGAACCAACUUCCCUCUGAGUUGGGAGGCAGUGUGAACUACAACCACAGAAUGUGGAUCAACAACAGAAUAGACUUCGAAUCAUUCGUCCAAUCUGCAGACAAUAUUCUGGCUGUCUCUUCUCCCGAUGACAACCGAGUGCAGGAUUUGAACAAGGCCGCAGUCGCUGAUUGCUGCGAGAAAGGAGAGGAGCUUGUCAAGCGAUUGGUGAACUUGCCCGACCCCAAAUCCCUCCACACCUACCAGCCCGAAUCGACAGACCAGCGAGACAUGCGACUAACUGUUGAGUCAUAUCUCACGCGACUGGCUCCUUUCAGACCAGAGAAACCUGCCCCUGACCCAGGGAAAUCUGGAAGUGUUGUGAACGUUGGCACGGAGUCUGAGCGAGACGCAGCUCCUGGAUCCAAGAUGUCCGAAAAGAGGGAACUACUCGAACAACUCAUUCAGGAUGUCAUGAAGUUUAUCGACUGGAGCAGAAACGAGGGCGGGAGGCUGUUCGCUGGAGUUGUGGAUGACAUCGGGAAAAAUGAGCAGGAGACGCAAUCUCUACACACUCGAAAUGAGGCUCUCAUCAAAAGCAUCCAGAAGUACUUUGAGUGGUACGAAAAGAUGACGUCACAGUGUGAACAACUGAAGAGAGAGGGCUACAGGGGGGAGAAGGUGGACCAGCUGGCCUCUGAUCUGUCGAAUGCUUAUAGCCAGACACUGGGCAGAGCUAAGAAUAGAGAGAAGCUACUACACACUACACUCCAGUUUCACAAGCAGAAAAAGACAGUGCAAUCUGCUUUACAAAAGCUGGAAAAUGCGUGCAAAGAAGACGUUGACGACAAAAUGUCCAAACAAGACAGUGAACAGCUUUUGGCCAAAGGCGACCCAUUAAACUCAAACUUAGAAAGUUCCUUCAUGCAGCUGGAAAACCUCGGAGACACAAUUCUUGCCUUGUUAGGAAAUUUGAAGGAGCAGAGUCCCGAAACAGCAACUUCGCGAAAUAUGAUCAAAGACUAUCUGAUGGCGGCUGCAGAUCAAAGAGAAAAUGUUACAUCAUCGCACGAGUUAUGGAAAACGAGGAUUACGCAAUACUUAGAUCUGCUUGGCCUCGAAGAUAGUGUUCGCUCUAUCAUCGACGAGAUUGCAGAGAACUUCGGGUAUCUGGCGCAAACUUUGCAAGACGACAUUGCGAAUGCGACGUCUAACUUUAGAUCAUCAUUUGCAAUCAAAGAACCAAAAGCACGGGAUUUGUACAAUGAGGGUAUGGAGCAAGUUCUGAGAAUUUCCGUCAUUCGAUCCGACUUGAAACUAUCUCAGGAGCCAGUUGAGGACCUCAAAGAAGAUCUGGCAGCUACAUGGAAAAACUUCUUUGUCCAGUUUGCUGAAAAUGGAAGCGAAGACCAUGUGGUGGAAAUCUGCUGGCUACUGAUGGUUCAAAACUGGAAACUGGUCGAAAAGUUGUUCAAGGAGCUCAAAGAUGUUUCGAGUCGUGGUGACGAAGAGCAGAUACGAACGACGUUGAAUCGAAACUACGAGUUCAAGAGCAGCGUUGAGAUCUCUUACGAGCAGACUGAAAUAUUGACCAGUACUUUUGUGGAAAGGAUGAUGAUGAAGCAAACCAACGGCAGCGUGUUCUCCAAUGAAGAGGUUCUCAAGCUCAGAUCGCAAUUGGAUUCCCUGACUGAGAUGAAGAACUUCAUUGACCAAUCAUAUUCGAGCUUCGUCAGCCACAAGGAGGCAUACUCGUUCUUCCAGGUCAUGAUUGAGGCGUGUGACUGGGUGCGAAUCCGGAUCACUGAAAUGGUGCCAGCGAUGUUGGAGAUUGGACACACCCUCAUUGAGGCCUUGGAUCUCUACGAAGUACAUCAGCAAUUCAUGGAAAAGAUCGAGAAUCGACGCGAGGAGAUCAGAGAAGUGCUUCGGAAAGCGGACACGAUGGUGGAAUCGACAGACGAGAGUCAAAGUCAAGUGUACCAGGCCAUGGCCAUUUCACUCAAGGACGCCUGGAAGGAACUCAUGAUGCGGAUGGAGGAACGGAGAAUCCUCUUAGAACUGGUCAUCACUUUCUACCGGAGUUGCGAGGAGUACAACCAACAUCUGGACUACGCCUUCUCUGUAUGCCAGAGUACGCUAAUUGCCGAUAACAUAGAGCAAGUUCAAGUUUUGAUCGAAGAACAUCAGAACAUGAAGAAAGCAACAGCCGAGCAUUCUAUGAAUUCAAUCCAAAGUGGCCAGGGAUUGCUGGAUAAAAUAGUCGAGAUCGGGAGGAAUCUGGAGAACCAUGGACCCAGUGCUGUGUCGACAAGUGCAGGAGUUGAGAAGACUCUGGCAGAUCUGCAUGACAGGAGGAGUCUUUUGGAGGAGUUCUGGCUGCAGAGGAAGAUCAGACUGGAGCAGAGUCUGCUGAUAUUCCAACUGGACUCCGAGAUCCAACAGAUUACCAACUGGUUCUUGACUGUCGGUUCCGACAACAUGCAUCACGUGGACCUCGGCAACAACCCGACAGAAACCGAGAAACUCAUCCAAAUCCACCUCGAGUUCUCAAACGAAGCAAAGAUUAUCGAGGCACGAAUCACCCGAGUACUGCGGUCAGUCGACACUCUCAUUUUGACUGGCCACGAGGACGGCGACAAUAUCCGAGAACGUGUCUCUGAAAUCGAGAGUCUGAAUCGCGACAUUCUGACUAAAAUUGAAAGUCGACGAAAACGAUUGAUGUUAACUAUUGAUUUCUGGAACUGCGCUUCAAUUGCGUUCGACAGACUGGUAGAAAUCGAAGAGCAAAUAGAGGAGACUAUUUCGGUUCCAGACGGAACUAGUUUGGGUUCGAGCUGGAAGCCAGAACGACUGUCUAAAUUGGCCCAGGCUAUUCUGGAGUCGACGACACCGGCUAUCAGGGAGGGUCAUAUUAUCCUGGAUGCAUCUACUGUAGGAGCGGAUGGCGUGCGAUUCAUCGUAGAAAAACUGAAGGAGAGAUGCUCUCAUCUUAGCAGCAUUUGCAGUGAGAUCCGCAAAGAUAGAAGCUCUCUUUUUGUCAUGUACGACGAAAAGUUCUCUGUUGUCACCACCUGGCUAGUCAACAUCGGACUGGAUCUGCUCAACCGACGAAAAGUACUCGGCACAACCCGACACGCAGCUUCGGAUUUUCUCGACGACCAUUCUAGACUUCGCGAUGACUUGAAGACUCGUUACGUGGACGUCGAGGCAUGCGGAAGCACUGUCGAUUCCAUGGAGAUCAAUCAGGAGUCCGGGGCAGUCGAGGCACGUGGGAAGGUCGAGGAGUUGAAACAGAGAUGGAGGACUCUUGCCAUGUUCACAGAACAGAGGAUCUCAUUGGCUGAAACCUUUCUGCAAUUUCUCAGCCAAUCAACAGAGAUGGUGAAUCUCAUGGAUACUCUUGAGGAGUUGCUUAAAUUGGAUAACUGGAACCUAGAUGCGAGGACCCUGGAGAGCACCAGGCGUAUCUGGCUGGACAAGUUCCGGCAGAUGAACGAAGUGUAUGAGUCGGUAUACUUCAAGGGCCGAUGUUUCCUCAAGGACGCAAACACACAAACCCUGAAGGACAACCAGUUGAGCGUGGAGGGUUCGGUGGAGUUGGUUCAGAAGCAACUGGAGUUGUUCGAGGAGCGGAGGAGGAUCAUCAAUGACCUGUGGGACACUUGGAAGUUGAGGAUGCCCUUCACCGAUGACAUCCACUCACAGUGGGAUAUGUUUAAACAAGACGCCAACAAGAGUCUGAGUUGGAUGGUGGAGAUCCAGAAGAGACUGUUCGCGCCUCUGGUCAUCGGGGAUCCGAAACACUGCAGACAGACUGCUUACGUCAUGAAGGACAGACUGGCAGAGAUCAAAAUCACAUACAAACGGGUCACUUCUGAAGUGGAGCGAUGGCUGAAAAUGAGCGAGAUGCUCAACAUCAAACAGAAACCAGAGUCGGCCAGAAAGAAGUCCAGUGGGAGUCCCGUAGACGGAGAGGUGGACGAGACAGUUGCCAGAAUCCCCCAACUACUCAUUUCAGAGCACAAGUCCUACCAGACUAAGAUGGAGUUGUAUGAUUUGCAUUUGACAACUCUUGUUGAGUUUCUAUUGAAGUUGGGCGAUCUCUAUGAUGCAAUUGACGCCACUUAUUCGGAGGUUGAGAAAGCGAAGUGCAGUGUGGAUGAUGAAGAGAUUGUAGGGAAGGUGUUGGAGGUGUUACACUCCACGAGAGAGAAGGAGGAGAAACUUUAUGAUGGAACUGUGAAGAGUGGACACCAAUUCAUGGACCAAGUCAAUGACAAACAGUUGGCCCAGCCGGCGAAGAAGGAGACGAAGGCGAUUCUGGCUGACCUGGAACUAGACCAUCAACACUGGCUCCAGUGGUGUGACCAGAUCUCCGAGGAGCUCCAGUCCAGAGCUAGCAAUGCGACUCUUGCUAACAGAGCCAUUUACAUCCUGCAGUGCAUAGACCAGUUCAGGAAUGAAUUAGGAGACAUGGAGGGAGUGUAUGGGGAUGGAACGGACACUCUACUGCAGAUCAUCAAGAACUUCGAGUUGUGGCUACAAGACCUCAAUAAUUUUGAGAGAAAAGAUAUAGAACCGUUCUUGGAAUCGAUGCACGCUUCAAGCAGCCCUGGAGACAAUUCAAGCGGACAGAGGUGUGAACUUAAGUGGGAUGAACUUCAGAAAUUAAUCAAAAAGCACAAGUCGCUUCUGGAACUGGCUCGCGAGUACCACAUUCUUCUGGACGAAAUCGAAUCCAUAAGUGUGGAGUGCAGAGAAAACGUGAUUCAGAUCUCCAAAAAGACUCCAGGAGCUUCAACUCUGGAUAAAGUGAACAAAUUGUCACGUGACUUGGACAAUUGUGAGAGUAGAGUGGAUAAGCACUUCGUGGUUAAGUUGGACCGGGUCUACGAGCUGGCGAAGAUUUUAUUCAACCCUCCUCCGAAGUACCUGGACAAUCUGAUCACGCGAAAGAACGAACUGCAAGACUCUUUACUCACUGUCAGAAGCGAACUGAGGAUCAAACUGGAGCACUACACCUUCAAGGAGGAGAUUGAGAAAGUGGUGCAGCAGGGGGUCGUGCAGAGUGCUGCGGAUGGGGGGCUGAUGAGUAGUCUGCCCACUGUACCUCCGAAGACUCCGCCCAGAAUCAUCAGUGGGUUGGAGGAUGUCACUUUGCCCAAGGGAAAAUCUGCAGUCUUCAAAUGUCUUGUGAUUGGAAGUGCGCCAAUUAGAGUCUCGUGGCAGAAGGACGGCAAGAGACUCAUUGACUCGCCAGCCAAUCGAAUUUCAUCAAAUGGCAAUCAACACAAGCUCGAAAUGCCGAAGAGCGCUUUAGACGACACUGGAACCAUCACAGUUGUGGCUGAAAACGACUUCGGCAAAACGAACUCGUCGGCCUAUUUACACGUACAAGGUCCACAGGGCGUGCCGCCGACCAUCUAUAAGGUACCGGAGUUGCUCCCCACAGCCGAAGAAGGCUCCAAGAUCAGAAUCGACGCCGUCAUUUCGGGAACCCCGCCUCCUGAAGUCGUGUGGUAUCGUAACGGCCGAGAAAUCACUCCCGACAAUAAAUUUAAAAUUCGAUCCACACCCGAAGACGGAAGUUAUCAGCUCGUGAUUAACGACUGUGUUCGCGGGGACGCCGGGGACUAUAGUGUCUGCGCCACGAAUGAUCUCGGAGAAGUGACCAAGACGUGUAAAGUGACUGUUGCCGGGAACGCCAAACCCCCGAAAUUCCUGACCCCUCUAGCUGACGCGGAAGUCGAAGACGGAAAGCCGUUUAGAUGGGAGGUCGAAGUUGAGGGAAAACCGACUCCAGUUGUCAAAUGGUUCCGAGGAAAAAAGGACAUGGCUAAAUUCGACUGUGACAUCCAGCACGUGGGGGAGAUGUGUGCUCUGGUGUUGGACGAGAUCUUCCCGGAUGAUGAAGGGAAAUACACUGUGGUGGCUACGAAUGAACAUGGCACAGCCCAGUCGGAGGCGGUGCUCAGUGUCACAGAUAAUUGGAGAUAUCGAAAAAUAGCAGUUGUCGGGGAGCCGCCUAAGUUCGUUAAGAAACCACAAGACAAAGAAGUUCAAGAGGGCAAAUCAGUAGAGUUCAACUGCAAGGUCACUGGAACACCCAUGCCAGAGGUCAAAUGGGUGAACAAAGAAGGAGAAGAGAUCACAGAGGGCGAAGAUUUCAAACUGAGUUUCAAAAAUGGCACUGCGACUCUGUUGAUUAAAGAAGUCAUUCCUGAAGACGACGGGCGGGUGAUUUGUAAGGCGACUAAUAAAAUGGGGGAGUCUACAUGUUCAUUCUCCAUCAAAGUUCUAAGGAAGACGAAACCGUUCUUCGAAGUGCCCAUCAAAGACGUGAGUUGUAAGGAGCUGGACUCCUGCUCUUUCAACUGUACAGUGUCAGGAGACCCCAAACCAACUGUGCAAUGGCUGCACAACGGAGAGAAGAUAGAGCCAGACAAAGAUACCAAGAUAACGACAUCGGGCAACAAACACACUCUGCAACUAAAAGAGACCCAGUACGCGGACAGGGGGACCUACAAGGCAGUGGCCUCCAACUCCGAGGGGGAGCAGGGCUGUUCUGCCCACUUGGACGUGGAGGAACUACCGUUGCAUUUGAAACCCCAUGCGCCCAAAAUCGAGAAGCACAUGGAGACCCAGCUGUACGCCCAGGAGGGGGAUCAAGUAACGAUUGAAUGCGAGGUCACGGCCAAACCUGUGGGGGAGGUUGCCUGGUACAAAGACCGCAAAACCAGGUUGAAACCAGGACCUGACCUUAAACUGAUCAACAAUGGAAACACGUACACGCUUCAAAUCAAGAGCUGUAUAACACAAGACUCCGGACUUUACACACUCUUCGUGAAAAACAAGUUCGGAGAAGUAUCCGUCACUGGAACCCUGUAUGUGAAGGAAAAACAGGCUGAACCCGAGGCGCCUGAGUUUGUUGUCGGAUUACACGAAGUCGUUGCGAAAGAAGGCGAGUCGGUUACUUUUGAAUGUGUCGUGAAAGGAGUCCCGACUCCGACUGUUUCUUGGUUCCUCAAUGGAGAGAAAUUGACGGAAGCACCGGACCAGCAAAUUAGAAGAAACGACGAUAAACAUUUGUUGAAGUUGCACAAAUUGGAAAUUGAUGAUACAGGACCUCUUACAGCAACUGCGACUAAUUCUGCGGGAACUGUGAGCUCAACCGCGCCCCUUCUAGUCCAUGCACGAGAGAAGAAGCCAGUUCUAAUCCAGCCUCUGAACAGUGUGAAAGCCAGAGUGGGGGAUCCUGAGGCUGUUCUGGAGUGUAAGAUAGGCAAUGCUUCUUCCGGCUGCAAUCUCAGACUCCUCAAGGACGACAAGGAAGUCUCGCCAGAUGAAAAACACAUACAGCUUAUUGACGAUGGCCAGGAUACUUUGAGAGUGAGGAUCUCCCCCUCCGGCGGAAUGAAGGAGGGGGAUGGGGGGCAGUACUGCGUGGAGGCAUCCAACGGGGCAGGCACCGUCACCACUUCUGCAUUCUGCCAUAUACAAGAAAAAAGCUUGUCGUCUGACAACUUAGUCGACGAGACUGAUUUCCGAAUGUCUUCGUGCACAAGUGCCGCUCUAAUGCGUGCAACUAGCCUCUCAACGGGCGCCUUAGGGCCCGCAGACCCGAACAUGUAUGAAAAUGUGGAGGUGUUUUUGCCCAUACAUGAAGUCGGAAACAACAAAAUUGGAAGUAGCAGCAGCAAGACAACAGUGAUCCAAAGCGAAGAGGUAGUUACACACAUGAGUAGUGUGCGGCUAGAGUCUGACAACAGAGAGGCGCCUGCAUUCAUCAGUGAGCUCCUCCAACCCCCAGUUGUCAGAGUUGGACAGGAUGUCACUCUCGAAAUCAUUGUCAAAGGUUUUCCGGAUCCAAAAGUUCGCUGGAUGAAGGACGACCAACCAGUAGACCCCAAGAGGUGCAUUGUGUUGCGUGACGAGGGCAAGUGUAGUUUGCAGCUGAAACAAGUCACCCCCAAAGAUGAGGGGGAGUACUCCAUUGUGGCUGAGAACGGCGCGGGCAGAGCUCAAUGCACGUGUCAAUUGCUCAUCGAUGACUCAUCGAAUGCUCCCAUUUUCACCGAGCGUCUUGCCACCCAAGAAGUGGAGUUAGGCAAGCCUCUGGAACUGCACGUGUCAAUCCGCGCCUAUCCUGAGCCCAAGGUCACGUGGCUGCUCAAUGAUGAACCCUUCAAACCCCGAGUGGGGGACAGUGUUUAUCAAGAGGGACCUAGAUACAGGUGUUCGAUCAAGAGUGUGACCCCUGAACAUGGGGGGAAGAUAGCAGUGGUCGCGGAGAACGAGAGAGGCAAGGCGACCUCCUCCGCCGAAAUCAUCAUCGCAGAAGAAAGCGAGGCCCCCACCUUCGAGAAGAAACUAGAAGGUCACGUGAUCAAACAGAACGAACCCCUGCACUUCCACUGUGUCAUCUCGGGGUCUCCCUCCCCCCAAGUGGUGUGGUCUCUCAAUGGAGUGGUGGUCCAAAUAGACGGACACAGAAUAACAGAGAGGAGAAUUGGGGUGAACUACUACCUGGUAAUCAAUGACGUGGGACCCCAGGAUGCGGGUAUCUACUCCUGCACUGCUGAAAACUCAGUUGGAAAAGCAGUGUCUACUGCAGAAGUAUUUGUUGACGUUGGCGACGACAGUGACAUUCGUGAGCCUUCGUUCCUCAAACAUCUCAACCCAAUUUCACUCUCCGAGGGCGCCCAGCUGAUGCUCCUCUGCAAACUAGACCCAGAAUCAGCACCCCUCGACAUCUUCUGGUUCAAAGACCAUACCCAAGUUAACCCAGACGACAGAGUUGUGAUCGAAGUGAGUGAAGAUUGGUGGGUUCGGCUGCUCAUUGACGAAGUUGAGCCGAGUGAUGGGGGAUUGUACUCGUGUGUGGCCGAAAGCGACUCGGGAAAAGCGACUACAGAAGCAGAAGUUGAAGUCAUCGCUCGCAAGCGUUCAAUCCCCCCGCCAAAGAUAAUCCAGUCCUUCUCUUCUGGGACUGAAAGCAGUGUUCGGGGGAGUGAGGGGAACCCCCUGGAGUCUAGAGUGGGGGAGGAGCUGCGGCUGAAGGUCAUCCUGGACGACAGUGACUACUCUGACCUUUCUGAAGUUAGGUGGUUCAAAGGCAAUCAACUCAUCACUCAGGAUCACAGAACUAAGAUCUACCGCGAGGACAGAGAAUACAGUCUUGUGAUUGUGAAUGUUGAGGAGAGAGACGGAGGCGAAUACUGUGCUGUGGCCACUAACCCCUCGACAGGUCACUCGACCACAUCCUCCUGCUUCGUACUCGUUCAAGUUCACCCAUCCUCGAAUGAAACCUCCCGCUACAUCAUGGGAUCGGGGAACGUCCACGCACCUCAGUUCGCUUCCAGCCUCGAAAACGUCACCGUCUAUGUGGACGACAGAGUCGAACUAAUAUGUCACGUGAGCGGGUACCCCCUACCUUCCGUCUUCUGGACCAAAGACAGCCAACCUCUGAAAGUGAACCCCCCUAGACUAUAUGCAGAUGGGGGAGAGUACACGUAUAGAUUGGUGAUAUCCAGGGUGUGUUUGGAAGACGAGGGGUUGUAUGUCUGUCAUGCUCAGAAUGAAGGCGGCCAUGCCGAGUCAUCAUGCUACAUGAAUGUGCUUCCAUAUGAAGCGAUAUACACCUCCCCCUUACUGGUACCUUCCUCCUACCAGUCUACUUCUUCUUCAAACGUGGCCGCCAGAUCCCCCGCCCUCUCCAUGACGUCAUUGAAUGCCAACUCACUUCCAAGAAACAAGACAAACUCCUCAGGGCCUCCAAAAUUUGUGAAACAACUGAACGAUCUAAGAGUUGAUGAGAACCAGGAAAUGAAACUAGUCGUGGAACUAGAAAACCCCUGUGAAGUCUCGUGGCUCAAAGACAACCGACCUCUUGACCCCAAGCGAGACGGGGUCAAGAUCGAAACUGGCAAAGGAAACAGAUAUCUGCUCACUUUGCCGAAAGCGUCAGUGACAGACUCAGGGAUCUACUCUCUCAGAGCUCAGUCCAAAACUAACAAGAAGCAGUUUUCAACUACGAAUUGCAAUGUAGUCGUUAGAGCCCAUAGAGAGGCGCCUCUGAUUCGGAAGAAGUUGUCGGGCAAGACUGUGAAGUCGGGUCAGCCUCUGAAACUGGAAGUAGAGGUCACCGGCGUUCCCCUGCCCAAAGUCACGUGGUACAAGCAGGAGAAGAAUAAAAACAAGAAGGAGAGAAUAGUCGCGUCUAAGGAGUUCCAAAUUAACCAACGAGAUCAGUGGUUCUCCCUUUACCUACCGGAGACUUUUCCCGAAGACGAAGGAACCUACUCUAUAGUUGCGGAGAAUGUCGCCGGACGAGACUCAGACUCGGCUGUCGUGAAAGUGAUCCUCGCCCAACUAGAAGAAGAAGCCCCGAUUGUGUUAAACUUGAAAACUGCUCUCAAUUCUCAGCCUCAGAAACUAUCAAAAAUGUCUAUCCAGAUUUUAAAGUACCUGGAGGCAGUGACUGUGCAUGAGGGCAACCCAGCAGCUUUACAGUGCGAACUAAGUGGAGGGGGAAAUGACCAGCUGGUUGUGAGUUGGAGCAAGGACGGUGUCUGUGUAGACAAAGACCCAAACUUCGGUUUCUCUUUCUCGAACAAUGUCGCAAGAUGUUUCAUCUCGGAGUGUUUCCCGGAGGACAGUGGCAUCUGGACGUGUACCUUCAACCACCCUUCCGGAAGACCAGAAGACGCUGUCAGCACCAGCACAAACCUCACUUGCAGAGAAGCUGUCGUGAUUGAAACUGAGCCAAGGUCACACGAAGGAGCCUCUCCGGAUGCGACGGCACCUGAGUUCGUGAGAAAACUAACCCCCCAGCGACUAGUGGAGGGGGGACAUGCCAUGUUCUUGUGCGUGGUGUCCGGAUACCCUUUCCCAGACAUCCAGUGGCUCAAGAAUGGACAACCCAUCCAGUCUGGAUACAGGUACCAGGUGCAGAACGAGAUGCACUCCGGCCACUGUUCCCUCUCCAUCUCCUUCAUCCUCCCGGACGAGGACAGUGGCGUGUACACCUGCGUGGCCGUCAAUGUCAAAGGUCAAGCCUCCACCGAUGCGCCGCUGUUGGACGAUGAGUCAUUCAAGAAGUUUGUGUCGGAAGACCAGAAGCGACAGUUUGUCGGGGAGUUGUCCAGUAAAGUCAGGGCCAGAAGUCCGGCUGUGUUCAAGCAGAGCAUCAAAGGAGACCAAAAGAAGGAUGUGUACAUACCCAAGUAUGAACAAAACUUGGCCAAAAAUGUCAACAUGAGGAUGGGGGGACCAGGCGGAGGAGGGGGUGGUCAUCAUCUAGGAGAUCAUCCGCCUCAACCCAGAGGGGGUGGUCAUCAUCUAGGAGAUCAUCCUCCCCAGCCGAGUCUUUUGUCCCCCUCCUCCGCUGUGCCAGACCACGAGAUGUCGGGUACCCUGGGAACCCACAAACCGAGAGAUAGAUUCAUCAUCACUUUCGACACCUGGUCUCACAAGAACGAAAUGCCCAAUGGAGCUCCGAAGCCGCCAGGCUAUGACUUCAAUCCGAAGGCGUUCGAGGAACGACUAAUGAAUGAGAUCGAGUUCCGAGAUGACAAGUUGCGCGCUGUGAAUGCCGGCGGAGCUCCGCAACCAGGCGACAACACUUGGACGACAAUGAAGUCCCAGAAGAGGAGAUGAUUGCACCGCAGUUUGCCCAGAAGCCUCAAAGCCAGAAGCUGAUUGAGGGAUCCACUGUACGGUUCGAUUGUCUGGCUUACGGAUACCCUGCCCCUAGGUUCAACUGGUUCCACAACGGGAGACCUCUCUACCCCUCCCAAAGAGUGGCACUCUCCAGGAGUCUCCGGGACCCCAGCACCGGAACCACCAAGGCCGCCCUGACCCUGUCCAGAG